AUGGAGAAGCCCAUCAAAGUCAAGUACAUUUCGAACCCGAUGAUGGUGAAGGCGAACUCCGAAUCAGAGUUUCGAGAAAUAGUUCAGAGGCUUACCGGCCAGAACUCGCCCGAUGAUGCUUUUGAAUCACCAGCUUUUGGAGGAGAAGAAGAAUUAAACCAUGCUUUUUAUCCUCCUCCGCCGUCUACGGCGGUGUCGACGGACCCUAAGGGUUAUUAUGGCUUGGUCUCCGGUAAGGUCGGCGAGCUCGGCGAAGGCUGCUUCCGGCAAGAUGAAAUGCAGGGUUUUUCUGGGUUUCAAGCUUCUUGCGUUAAUACGUAUUGGUGA
This is a messenger RNA of Momordica charantia (bitter melon), 327 nucleotides long. Its product is annotated as sigma factor binding protein 1, chloroplastic-like. The record is from RefSeq and is a predicted model, not a curated record. Lineage: Eukaryota; Viridiplantae; Streptophyta; Magnoliopsida; Cucurbitales; Cucurbitaceae.